UGUGUGUAUGUGUGUUUGGAUGAAUGCUUUGCAGAUCUGUGGGCUCCCUGCCCAAAGGAUGCAUGCACGCUCAGGAUGGCUGUCUGUCCAGGGAACACUCCCCUGAGACGGCGGCUGCUGCUGAGGAAGUGAUGAAGCCACAAAGGCCACUCCCCCGGCCAAUUUCACUGCUCAGCCUACAUAAGGGACGUCCCUCCAGAAGCGACUUUGUUUUAUCCUUUAUUUCACGGAGAGCGCGCAGAAACGGCAAGGAGUGCAGUGCGAAUUAACCACAGCCAGUUUUCUUUGUGGAAGAGAAGCAAAUAGAAGGUCAUGAGACAAUUUUAAAGUUCUUGGGAGAUGAAAGCAGGAGAUCUGUUCUCAGCAUGAGAUCCCAUUUCUGAUUCCAACCCAUAAGGAAGACAAGCCUCAGGAACUGCUGGAAAUGAAUGGGAAUACAGCAGAGUCCCAUUCCUACGACUAUGACCUCAUUGUCAUCGGUGGAGGCUCAGGCGGUCUGGCUGCUGCCAAGGAGGCUGCCAAGUAUGAAAAGAAAGUGAUGGUCCUAGAUUUUGUAACACCUACGCCUCUGGGAAAUUCAUGGGGUCUUGGAGGAACAUGUGUAAAUGUGGGCUGUAUACCAAAAAAAUUGAUGCAUCAGGCAGCUUUACUGGGACAAGCCUUGCAAGAUUCACACAAAUUUGGAUGGGAGUCUACAGAAGAAGUCAAACACAACUGGAUGACUAUGACAGAAUCUGUUCAGAAUUACAUUGGCUCACUGAACUGGGGCCAUCGGGUAGCUCUGAGAGAGAAGAAAGUCACGUAUGAGAAUGCGUAUGGAGAAUUUGUUGGGCCACACACAGUGAAGGCAACAAAUAAAAGAGGAGUUGAAAAACUGUACACAGCUGAGAAAUUUCUCAUUGCCACUGGUGAAAGGCCACGCUACCUGGGUAUCCCUGGAGACAAGGAAUACUGCAUUAGCAGUGAUGAUCUUUUCUCGCUGCCUUAUUGUCCAGGGAAAACCCUGGUCGUUGGAGCUUCCUAUGUUGCCUUGGAAUGUGCAGGAUUUCUUGUAGGUCUUGGAUUAGAUGUCACUGUAAUGGUGAGAUCCAUUCUUCUAAGAGGAUUUGACCAGGAUAUGGCAAACAAAAUUGGUGAAUAUAUGGAAGAGCAUGGAAUCAAAUUUAUUAGAGAAUUUGUUCCAAUCAAGGUUGAACAGAUUGAAGAAGGAACUCCUGGAAGACUGAAAGUUACAGCCAAGUCCACAAAGGAUGACCAAGUAAUUGAAGAGGAAUACAAUACUGUGUUGCUGGCAAUUGGAAGAGAUGCAUGUACAAGAAAAAUUGGUUUGGACAAAGUUGGAGUGAAAAUCAAUGAAAAAACAGGAAAAAUACCUGUCGAUGACAUGGAGCAAACAAACGUGCCAUAUAUUUAUGCUAUUGGAGAUAUACUGCAGGACAGGCUGGAACUCACACCAGUGGCAAUCCAGGCAGGAAGACUGUUAGUUCGAAGGCUCUAUGCUGGGUCGACCAUCAAGUGUGACUAUGUGAAUGUUCCCACCACAGUGUUCACUCCUUUAGAGUAUGGAACAUGUGGGUAUUCCGAAGAGAAUGCAAUACAGAAGUUUGGGGAAGAAAACAUUGAGGUGUACCACAGUCAUUUCUGGCCACUGGAAUGGACUGUACCAUCCAGAGACAACAAUAAAUGCUAUGCAAAGAUCAUUUGCAAUAUUCAAGAUAAUGAGAGAGUAAUUGGUUUCCAUGUCCUUGGUCCAAAUGCUGGAGAAGUCACACAAGGCUUUGCAGCAGCUAUGAAAUGUGGAUUGACCAAAGAACAGUUGGACAGCACCAUAGGAAUUCAUCCAGUCUGUGCAGAGGUAUUUACCACUCUGGCCAUCACCAAGCGUUCUGGUGAAAGUACACUUCAGUCUGGUUGCUGAGGUUAAAGACCCCAUUCCUGUUAUUGCCAGAGACUGACUUUCAUCGCUAUGGCUGACUUGCACAACUCAGAAGAAAGAUUUUGAAAGAAGUCAUCAUCAGAUGACUGCAGAAACGUUUAUGUUUCAGAGAGAGCACUCCACAGUCCCGAGGAGAAGAACAGAAUGGGACUUAGCCACCAGCGGUGAUUGACUGGCAAUCAACAGUGCAAUGGGCACAUUGACAAUCCAGCUGAUGCUUAGCAGGGCACUUCAUACGUGCUUUCAUGAAAUCACAGCCUGAACCCUGCGUUGUCUGGUGGGCAGUGAUGGAAGAACUGCUGGCACAGCUGAACAACAGCUUUAUUUUUUUUUCCUCUGUAGUUUGCUACUUGAACAAAGGACCAUCCUAACUCAAGAAUGUCACCGCAAGUUCAGACGUCUGUGUACUGAAUUAUAGCACUGCAGUUGCAAAUUCUCCUUACGAGCAUGCAUUUUUACCAGUGACUUUUGCAUGCCAACACUGGGGAUAUUCUCUGCGUGUUUGGUUAUGAGGAAGGAGGUAUCACUGGAAAGAAAAAAAUAGUGCUGUCUAUGAUAAUGACUCUUUGCUUCCAAACAGACUGCUAUGACUGUUUAUUUUAGAGAUACUUAUUUCUGGAAAUAUUACUAAUGAGAAAGAAAAUAGUUUUUAUUAAGGCCUUGUUAUACAGAAAGUUUUGGGUUUGUUUUUUUUUUUUUUUUGGCUUUUUUUCUGAUAGUAACAACCUUGCACAUAACACAGAAGUGACCUCUAUAGCUUUAUCUUGCAAUUUACGUGAUUAUAAAUAAUCCGGUUUGAAACUGACAGAAUUCCAAUUUGGAUUGAAUUAUAUCUCAAAAGCAUGGCACAGCUUUAUUCAGUUUGGAUAAAUUCUUCCUCUUCAGGUGUGCAGUGGCAUACUGCACGCUUUCAGGUCUGAACUGGCCGCUUUGCAUGCAGUGACAUUGAGGCUUCCUUCACACUGAUGGGGUGAUCGAGUCAAAACCAAGCAACAAAAAAAAAAGAGAAAAGCAAACCACCACCCACUCAAUCUCUGAGAAAAAAAAUAGUGAAAAUUCUUCUAUGUAGACAAGGCCUACAAGAUAUAUUUAGUUCUAUGAAUGUUUUGUAAUGUAUUUGAUUAAGAAAUCAAUACUUUUGAAACAGGAUUUCUAUGAAAAAUAACGAGCAAGGUUACUUUCUUGAAUGUUCCUCUUCUGCCGGAUAAACUGCAUACAUAUUUAUCAGAAAGAGGUAAAACCCUCUUUGUAAUGGAAAUGUCUGUGCUUUUUGAUCUGGUUUUUCUCUCUGUUUUAGCAGGAAUGUUCAGGUUACUUUCAUUACAUGGUUCUUUGGAGUUCACUGUGGUUUGAAAAUCCCUCUAGGCAAGACACCUCUUUGCCUAUGUUUCUAGCCAGUAACAAACUCAUGGUUUUCUUACUAGAAUACUGCUUUAAGUUAUUUUUAUAAAGUCAUAACUGAAGGAUUUUAAAGUGAGUUCUGUAUGUAUCAAAAGGACAGUUUGUGGUGUUCUUUCUCUGGCCAGUUUAUUAAAUAGAUUGAAUGUUUGCACAAACAGGUUCUCAUUUUGAUGACUUCCAGGCAAAGAAAGCAGGUGAUGGCACAGUAGCUUUUUUAAUAGGCCAGAAGAGGGCACCUUGAUAAAGUUGUGAUUUCUUUCAGCCUUUUGAAUUCUGCAGGUAGAUAUUUCUCUGAAAACAGGAUAUGGGGCUAUUCCAUGUGUGGGGUUUUUUUGUGAGCUAAAUAUAUUAGAAGAACAUAAUUAAAAAGAAGGAAUAAAUUGGGACCAACUCUA
Molecule: messenger RNA, 3732 nt
Organism: Centrocercus urophasianus (Greater sage-grouse)
Lineage: Eukaryota; Metazoa; Chordata; Aves; Galliformes; Phasianidae
Gene: TXNRD1
Product: thioredoxin reductase 1
Exons: 16
Coding region: 425-1918 (497 amino acids)
Biological process (GO): cell redox homeostasis; glutathione metabolic process; cellular response to oxidative stress
Cellular component (GO): mitochondrion; cytosol
Molecular function (GO): glutathione-disulfide reductase (NADPH) activity; flavin adenine dinucleotide binding; thioredoxin-disulfide reductase (NADPH) activity
Source: RefSeq, a predicted model, not a curated record